This is a messenger RNA of Didymodactylos carnosus, 1734 nucleotides long. NCBI's taxonomy places the organism in Eukaryota, Metazoa, Rotifera, Eurotatoria, Philodinida, Philodinidae. The record is from the annotation of a GenBank genome assembly.
AUGGCAAAAAAAGUUCCUGGUACUGCAGAAUUACCAACUGAACGUUUUCUCGACAUUGUUCAUGAACCAUUAAAACUACUAUCUCCGAUCAAAAAUUAUGAAAAACAACCACUCGUCUCAUUAGAAGAGGCAGUGAAACCGAUAGAACAUCUGUUUGAUAAUAUGCAGACAGACGUCUGGGUGGCAAAAAACAACUGUAACAAGCCGAAAGAUGGCCUAUCCAUCAAUGAGUCGGCUGCCAUUUAUCUUUAUAGUAUGGAAUCUAUUUAUUCCGAAUUAAAUGCAGCACUUCGUGACAAGGAUCGAAAACGACUCAUUCCAUUUUUCUCCUACUUAAAGCUAUUCCUAACGGCUUUGUGGAAAUUAGAAUCGGUUAAAUGUGUUGUUUGGCGUGGGGUUAAAGCGGAUAUCACAAUAGGUGUAUUGGAGAAAGAACAAUUUCUUGGUAAAACGGGCAGACGUACUCUCUUUAUGAUUGAAUGUUUAAACGGAAAAGUGAUUCAAAACCAUUCACAUUACGAAUCGGAGCAUGAAGUUUUAUUGCUGCCUUGCAGCCAUUUUGAAGUUGUCAGUAAACUGGAUCAAGGAUACGGUCUUCAUACGAUACAUGUCAGACAAAUACAACCACCUGUCUCUUUGAUUCAACCACCAUUCGAUGUAGCAGCUGCUUUUGUACAUCCUGACGUCACACACCAUACAACAUCGUCUCCCAAAGCCGUUGCUGUAGCACAACAGAACAACUACAUGCUUCAAUGUCCGCAAUGCAGUAAGAAUUUCUCGAAUAAUGACGAAAAUAAUUAUAUGAAACAUGUAACACAGUGCUUGAAUGACGAGAGUAUACAACCUCCAUAUACCGCUUCUAAAAUAGCCUCAGCCAUUCCACUGAAUCUUGAUGAAUCCAGUAUUCGGACAAAAACUUCGGCAUUGAAUUUUGAAAGUUUAAAAGAGAAACCACGCAUCUGUCUGAAAGUACACAGUGAGGCGGGGCGUGCAAUGGUUGGCAAUGAUCAAUAUUUACUUUAUUGUGACUCCAGACGGCUUCGUGUUUUUGACAGACAAGUAAGCGAAAAAUUUACUGUAGAGGCACCAUUCAUGGUACUAGACGUCUGUUGGUCAUUGCGGUUAAACCAAUUUCUUCUAUUAUCAACUGACCGUAAAAUGCUUUGUGCAUUAAACUCGACUGGCAUGCUACAGGAACCAACGAAAGUUAAAGAAUUCAGCACUGAAAUAUCUAGCUGCGCAUGUUACAAUGAUCAGUUUAUUAUAACAACUACCGGCAAAGGAUCAUUGAUUGAAGUGUACAAUAUAACCACUUGGAAGCUAAUUCAAACAUACAAACCACCACACUCCUGCAAACAAAAUCAAAAUAUUUUUAAAAUUCGGUUUAACAGCACUGGCUCCCAUGUAGGUUUAAUCCUAGGUAAAGGCAAACAUCCUGAAUGGAAAUAUUGGUUUGAACUUCGUAAUUCAAAUAUCAUAUCUGUGCUACAAAUGACGGAACUUGGAACCAACAUUGACUGUUGUGCCCUUCUUUCCCUUCCUCACCAACAGUUUUUGGGAGUAUCCCAAUACCGAAAUAGCCUGUUUAUUAUUGAUUCUGACGGAAAACACAAAGAAAUUCAGAUCGCGUCUAAAACUGUUCAGUCUUUGGGUUUAAUCAAUGAAAAAUGGUUGGUAUUGGAAACACAUGAAACUUGGGGCUCAGUUACGGAACUGCACUUGUAUGAUCUAUGA